CGUGCCGAGAAAAAACACGCCGGCCACGGUCAAAUCUGGUGAAAAGCCCGACCCCUUUCCGUUCCUUCUCUUUGAAUUCCAAUUUCCAAAUUCCAAUUUCUACUUUUCCAACCCAACCUCAAACACAACCAAUCCACCUCCGAUUCCUUCAUCCGCCGCCACCGCCGCCGUCGCCGCCGCCGGGAUCCCGCCCGCAACCGCACCGCGGCGGCUCCUUCCCUUCCUCCAGGUACCAACCAGGUGCGUGCGCCCGCUGCCCAUCUCUCCCUCGCUCUCCCGCCCCCCGCGGAGGCUGGCGCGGGGAGAUCUCCGGCGUCCUAGGGCUUCGGCUGCAGCUCUGGCUGCUGCUUGGUGCUUAAUUCGCGCGCUGCCGAAUUUGAUUGAUUCCCUCCUCGAUCGCCACUUCGUGCCUGAGUUUUUCGGCCCCCCCCCCCCCCCCCCCCCCCCCGCCUCGUGGCCGUCGGUGCCUUGGGCGUGAGCGACGAAGGGGAGACGAUUUGGGUGGGGGAGCAGUUGGAGCACACGCUCUUCGUGGGUGGGUUUCGCUGUUGCUCCAGCGCAGCACAUCUAGAGGAGGCGAGGAGAAUUGGGGAAACUGGUAGAGGAGGAGGAGGAGGGGUCCUCACCUCCCUCUCUUUUAGCUAGCGUGAUGGAUUGUUAGGGUUAGCUGCUAAGGUCUCGGUACCGUCCCUCACUUUGAGGUUUGAGGCUGCUGCAACUGGUCGUUGGAUAAAUUGCCACCGCGAAAAAGAUUGUGGGAUCUUCCUAGAGAGCGCUGUUGUCCUGCACGAGUAGAAUAGCAGAUGGCGAGGAUAAAGCCGAAGCAAUUGCUAAUUCAAAGCAAGACGAAGAAGGCCCCAACACGGAUCAGUUACUCCACUAUCGUUACUUGGAACCUAAUUGUUAUCUUGGUUGCGCUAUCCCUCUAUGCUACCUACAGGCAUUGGCAUCACAGGCCAAUGCUCGAGACUGAAAUGGAUCUCCCUCGUGCUGAGCAUGUUGGAAGAUCUGAGGAUUCCACGAAGACUAGUAGACCAAGCUAUGCGGUUAUUGAUACUGCCAAAGGCUCAAUUACUAUAGAAAUUUACAAAGAUGCUUCUGCUGAUGUUGUGGAUAGAUUUGUUAGCUUGUGCAAGAGUAACCAUUUUAAAGGAAUGCCGUUUCGUCAUGUCAUCAAAAACUUUGUAAUUCAAGGGGGUGAUUUCGAUUUCAAUGGUGCUGCCCAGGAAUGGAUACUGAAAGCCAAAGCCAGUGGAGAAAACGCUCUAAGUCCAAAGCACGAGGCAUUCAUGAUCGGGACUACGAAGAAUCCUAAUAAUAAAGGAUUUGAUCUUUUUAUCACAACUGCUCCAAUUCCUGACUUGAAUGACAAGCUUGUUGUAUUUGGGCAAGUUAUCAAUGGACAAGAUAUUGUUCAGGAGAUCGAAGAAGUUGAUACUGAUGAGCAUUACCAGCCAAAAACCCCUAUCGGCAUACUCAACAUCACGCUAAAACAGCAAGCUUUGAGCUGAUAGCUUGUUGUCCUUACCUGAAAAUGACUUAUCUGUACUCCAAGAGGGUCCAUACAUCGCCUCCAAUUGCUGCUGAAAUUGAUUAUGAUUAUGGCUUCCUCUAGAAGCCCAUGGGUUGCAAAGAAAGAAGGCGCUUAAUCUUGCCUGGCAGCUAAAAGCUUCUUCCGUCUCAUGGAGUAGUUGUGUAUAAAUUUAUCCCUGGUGUCAUUCGGCUGUCAGUUUUUGCAGGCAUUACAGUGUAUUUUGAUGCUUGGUUGUUUCAUUGUAAAUUUGAAGCCCAUUUGGAUCAUGAAUCAUAGAACUUGGAAUUCAUAGUUAGUUAUGAGGAAUAAGUUCAUCUGAGGUCCCUUAACUUUA
Messenger RNA from Oryza sativa Japonica Group (Japanese rice), 1868 nucleotides. The record is from RefSeq and is a predicted model, not a curated record. NCBI's taxonomy places the organism in Eukaryota, Viridiplantae, Streptophyta, Magnoliopsida, Poales, Poaceae.